GCCCCAUAUAGUCUGAACCGGCCUGCGGAAGAAGGGCAUACAGCAGAACCCGGCCUGGUGGCGGCCGAGGGUAGAAUUUAUAAAAUCACAAAGUUUUCUUCUGGGGCCCGGGUAAAGUCGGGUUAAAAAAAAAAAUCCCAACAAAUUUUCAACAAUAACAAAAAAAAUUCCAGUGGGGGCCACGUUCACGCCGUGUAUGUUUGGACAAUAACCGGUGGAUGAGAUCGUACUUUGACCACUCCUGUGUACUUUAAUCGUUUCUUAAUUUUUUUUGUUCUGCGUGCGUGUUAUACGAACCAGGACACGUAUAACACGGCUAUAUACAUGCCCACCGUUUAGAUAAAUGUCCAACAUGUUGGCUGCAAGGAACCUGCUGCUGCUGCUGAUCGCGGCACAAGCGCUACUGGUGACCGUGGUGAAAUGUCAAGAUGACCUCAGCGAGGAUGGCAGCUGUGUGCAGGACGGGCAGCGCUACAGCGACAAGGACGUGUGGAAGCCGCAGCCCUGCAGCAUCUGUGUCUGCGACAGUGGCAGCAUCCUGUGCGAUGACAUAGUCUGCGAGCCGCUCUAUGACUGCCCCAAAACGGAGAUUCCCUUUGGGGAGUGCUGCCCUGUCUGCGCGUCCAGUCAGCCCUCAUCCGGGCCGUCAAGAGUAAGGGGACAAAAGGGUGAGCCAGGAGAAGUGCCUGAAACACAAGGUCUCAGAGGACCCUCGGGACCACAGGGCCCACCUGGUGAGCAGGGACUGAGAGGAAACCGAGGAGACAAGGGAGAAAAGGGAACUCUGGGGCCUCGCGGCAGGGAUGGCGAACCCGGAACACCCGGAAACCCUGGAGCAGCAGGCCCGCCCGGUCCCCCAGGACCACCCGGACUUGGAGGGAACUUUGCCGCUCAGAUGGCAGGUGGCUUUGAUGAGAAGUCUGGUGGCGCUCAGCUCGGUGCUCUGCAAGGCCCCAUGGGACCUAUGGGACCAAGAGGACCUCCCGGACCAUCCGGAUCCCCUGGCCCUCAAGGAUUCCAAGGAUCUCCUGGCGAACCCGGAGAGACUGGCACCGCUGGCCCUCUGGGACCAAGGGGUCCACCUGGCCCAGCUGGGAAACCUGGUGACGAUGGCGAUGCUGGAAAACCUGGAAAAUCUGGCGAGCGUGGCCCCGCAGGCCCACAGGGUGCAAGAGGUUUCCCCGGGACGCCCGGUCUUCCAGGUGUCAAGGGUCACCGAGGUUACCCUGGGUUGAACGGAGCCAGGGGUGAGGACGGAGCUGCUGGUGCCAAGGGCGAGAAUGGAGCUGCGGGAGAGAAUGGAGCACCUGGGCCCAUGGGUCCUCGUGGUCUGCCCGGCGAGAGGGGUCGAACAGGACCUGCUGGACCAGCCGGUGCUCGUGGAUCUGAUGGCCAAGCCGGAGCUGCUGGCCCCCCUGGCCCAACUGGACCCGCUGGAUCUCCUGGCUUCCCAGGUGCUCCUGGAACCAAGGGAGAGGCAGGCCCCACUGGAGCAAGAGGACCCGAAGGAGCGCAAGGUGCACGAGGAGAAGGAGGCGCCCCCGGCUCUUCCGGACCCAGUGGAGCUCCCGGAAAUCCUGGAACUGAUGGUCUCCCAGGCGCCAAAGGGUCAUCUGGUGCUCCUGGUAUUGCUGGUGCUCCAGGUUUCCCAGGACCACGUGGGGCUCCAGGGCCACAGGGGGCGACUGGACCAUCUGGGCCUAAAGGUCAACAGGGUGAACCAGGUGCUCAUGGUUUCAAGGGUGAGGCUGGACCCAAGGGAGAGAUUGGACCAGCCGGUCUCCAAGGACCUCCUGGGCAGGCGGGUGAGGAAGGCAAACGGGGAGCACGUGGAGAACCCGGAGCAGCUGGUCCUAACGGUCCUCCCGGCGAGAGAGGAGCUCCUGGCAACCGUGGAUUCCCAGGUCAAGAUGGACUUGCUGGACCAAAGGGUGCACCUGGCGAGAGAGGCCCAUCGGGUCCUGCUGGGCCAAAGGGGGCCAACGGAGACCCCGGCCGACCUGGAGAGGCUGGCCUACCCGGUGCCCGCGGUCUGACAGGCAGUCCAGGUAGCCCAGGGGCUGAAGGAAAGCUGGGCCCUCAGGGUGCUCCAGGUGAGGAUGGACGACCUGGGCCACCUGGCCCCCAGGGUGCUCGCGGCCAGCCCGGAGUCAUGGGCUUCCCCGGACCUAAGGGCGCUGGCGGAGAGCCUGGCAAGCCUGGAGAGAAGGGAAUCCCUGGUGCCCCUGGGCUCAGGGGCCUGCCAGGAAAGGAUGGCGAGACUGGCGCUCAGGGUCCUCCCGGCCCCGCUGGCCCAGCUGGUGAGCGAGGUGAAGGUGGGCCACCUGGACCUCCUGGCUUCCAGGGUCUUCCCGGACCUAGCGGUCCCCCAGGAGAGGCUGGCAAACCAGGUGCUCAGGGUGUCCCAGGUGAAGCGGGCAAGGUUGGAGUUUCAGGUGCAAGGGGUGAGCGUGGCUUCCCCGGUGAGCGAGGGGCUCCAGGACCCCAGGGUCUGCAGGGCGCACGAGGCCUUCCAGGAACUCCCGGCACUGACGGUCCCAAGGGUGCGACAGGUCCCGGCGGUCCCCCAGGAGCACAGGGCCCCCCAGGCCUUCAGGGCAUGCCGGGCGAGCGGGGGGCGACGGGCAUUUCCGGCGCCAAGGGAGACAGGGGAGAUUCUGGCGAGAAGGGGCCGGAGGGCGCUCCCGGCAAGGACGGAGGCAGGGGUGUGACCGGGCCUAUUGGACCACCUGGGCCAGCCGGUGCUCACGGUGACAAGGGUGAUGCUGGUCCUGCUGGACCAACUGGACCAUCUGGAGCCCGUGGGGCACCCGGAGAGCGUGGAGAGACUGGACCACCUGGACCUGCCGGCUUUGCUGGGCCUCCUGGCUCAGACGGGCAGCCCGGUGCCAAGGGAGAGCAGGGCGAGACCGGACAGAAGGGAGAUGCUGGUGCCCCAGGUCCCCAGGGGCCAUCAGGUGCCCCCGGGCCCCAGGGUCCUAAUGGCGUUUCUGGUCCGAAAGGUGCACGAGGUGCUCAAGGUCCCCCUGGAGCGACCGGCUUCCCUGGAGCAGCUGGCAGAGUCGGACCCCCAGGUCCCAAUGGUAACCCAGGAUCCCCUGGCCCAGCUGGCCCCAACGGAAAGGACGGGCCCAAGGGCAUCCGUGGUGACUCAGGCCCCGUGGGCCGCGCCGGCGAGCCAGGGCUUCAGGGACCGAUCGGCGCCCCUGGAGAGAAGGGAGACGCCGGGGAGGACGGCCCACCUGGUCCAGACGGCCCCCCUGGUGCCCAGGGUCUUUCGGGACAGCGAGGUAUUGUGGGUCUGCCCGGUCAGCGCGGUGAGAGGGGAUUCCCUGGUCUUCCCGGACCUGCGGGAGAGCCUGGCAAGCAGGGUUCGACGGGAGCAUCUGGAGAGAGGGGCCCACCUGGCCCAGUCGGCCCACCUGGUCUGAGCGGUCCACCUGGGGAGCAAGGACGUGAAGGAAACGCUGGUUCUGAUGGAGCCCCAGGUCGCGAUGGUGCCGCUGGAGCAAAGGGCGAGCGAGGGGAGGCAGGAGCGGCCGGCCAGCCCGGAGCACCCGGGUCACCCGGGGCACCCGGCCCCGUUGGUCCCACCGGCAAAAAUGGCGCCCGAGGAGAUCAGGGCCCUCAAGGCCCCAUGGGUCCACCUGGUCCCUCUGGUGCCCGCGGACUGCCGGGCCCACAAGGUCCCCGGGGAGACAAGGGUGAGACAGGAGAGGCUGGAGAGAGGGGCAUCAAGGGACACCGAGGAUUCACCGGACUUCAGGGACUCCCCGGCCCACCGGGUUCUUCAGGUGACCAGGGUCUCGCAGGCAGCGUUGGUCCAUCUGGUCCCAGAGGUCUUUCUGGCCCCACCGGCCCUCCAGGAAAGGAUGGAAACAACGGCCAGUCCGGCCCCAUCGGCCCUCCAGGUCCUCGCGGUCGCACUGGCGAAACUGGCCCUGCGGGUCCUUCUGGUCCAGCCGGUCUCCCAGGUCCCCCAGGCCCACCCGGCCCAGGCAUCGACCUCUCCGCCAUUGCUGGCAUCGGCCAGACCGACAAGGCCCCAGAUCCCCUGCGCUACUACCGCAGCGACCAGGCCUUGCCCGAGCUGAGGCAGCACGACGCCGAGGUGGACGCCUCCAUCAAGUCUCUGAGCGGGCAGAUCGAGGGGCUGCGGAGUCCCGAGGGCACCCGCAAGAACCCGGCGCGCACCUGCCGUGACCUCAAACUCUGCCACCCCGAAUGGGAGAGCGGAAACUACUGGAUCGACCCCAACCAGGGCUGCACUCUGGAUGCCCUGAAGGUGUUCUGCAACAUGGAGACCGGCGAGACGUGCGUGUACGCCAACCCACAGACCAUCUCCCGCAAGAACUGGUGGCAGAGCAAGAGCGCCGACCGCAAGCAUGUCUGGUUUGGCGAGGCCAUGAGCGGUGGCUUACACUUUAACUACGGCGAUGACAACCUGCCAGCCAACACGGCCGCCAUCCAGAUGACCUUCCUGCGGCUGCUGUCCAUGGAGGCAUCGCAGAACAUCACGUACCACUGCAAGAACAGCAUCGCCUACAUGGACGAGGAGACGGGCAACCUCAAGAAGGCGCUGCUGUUGCAGGGCUCCAACGACAUGGAGAUCCGCGCGGAGGGCAACUCGCGCUUUACCUACAACGUGCUGGAGGACAGCUGCACGAAACACACAGGGGAGUGGGGCAGGACGGUCGUCGAGUACCGCACGCAGAAGACCUCGCGGCUGCCGUUUGUCGACGUUGCUCCAAUGGACGUCGGCGGCCCUGACCAGGAGUUUGGCCUGGACAUCGGGCCCGUCUGCUUCCUGUAAACGCGGAGAAAGAAGAUUUUUUUUUUAAACAAACCUGCCAAGGAAACGCCGUGGCGUCCUGACAACGUAUUUUUUGCGAGGACCCCUUGCACUCACUGGGCACCCAACACCAGCCCUGGUCUUUCCACACGCUUAUCUUUUGGAUUUCAUGGCAGAGUGUUUUGUAUUAUUUCUACUUGCUUGGUGUUUGCGUUGCCUGGAUGUGGGUACCCGGGUAAUUCCGUUUGGUUCUCGACGCGAAUUAUUUUGCAGGCGGAGAACGCGUUUCAACAUUGGUGCUGUUUUUUUUUCAACGCAAAAUUACCACAGCAGAGGCUGGGGACAGCCUGCUGGAAAAAAAUGCACAAGAGCCUGACAUUCAAAAAGCAAAGAGUAAACUGUACAACGACACACGAUAGAAGAAAAAAAAAGUACACAGGAUUAGAAUUGCAACUUUUUGGGGGAGAUUAUUUUUUUUUAAAGCUUGUUUUCAAAAAAUAUUGACAUGACUUAAGAAUGAUGGUACAAACGAAUGGAACCUGCUUAAGCAAUUAGAACACAGUGAGAGGUUAAUGCUUUCCUUUGUAGCUACCUCAAGCAGACAGCAAAAACAAAAAUCAAAGCCGUUGGAAGCCAAAUGCAAGCAGGACAUUUGUAGCAUCCCCCCCCCCCCAAAAAAAAUCACACACACUUGCAAAAUGUGUUCCUUUUUUCAACAACAAAUGGUGCUUUAUGUUUAUGAGAUGUAUACAACCAUCCUAUUUUGCCGACUACGAAUCAAACUUGAACGAGACAAAAAAAACUAUUAAAAUUUCCUGGUGCUGUUGAACAAAAAAAAAAUCUUGCUUUGUGCGCUUAAUGUCGUUAUUUCGUUUUUAUUUUAUAUGAAGUUAUUUCUUCUGUGCUCUUUUUGAACUGCUUAACACUCGGUUAACGCCUAACUAUGAUCACGAGGCGGUGUUAUUUAUGAUUCCCCAUGGGAUGCUGCAUUAAGCGAGCCAGGUACUUCAACAUAUGGCUAAAGAGCGCGUGUUUGCGAUACCUUCUAUGUUUUCCAAAAAAUAGGCAUGUGGAUUAUACAUUUCUUCUGUGAUAUGUUUAUUGUAUUUUUUUUCUUUCCCUAAACAACGAACUGGCCCAUCCUACGCAGCACGACUUUGCUUCUUGUAAUUAAGCUAAAGGGGAUCAUUGUCCAAAACAAAGUUAGUCAAGGUAAAUUGUCACAGGGGGUGGAAGAAAGGAAAAUAUGACCGUUUUGUAAAUGUAUAAAUAGAACCAUUGCUUAUAACAAGUUUCUAUGUUCCUGGAUUUGACAAGGUACAGUGAAGAAGUGGCCUUUUUAUGCUAUCUCUAAAUUAAUCUAUAAUAAGCUUUCUUAAACCCCUAACGCUGUACCUUGUUUCUCUUUUCCUCUUC
This is a messenger RNA of Petromyzon marinus (sea lamprey), 6208 nucleotides long. RefSeq lists its product as uncharacterized. Gene Ontology annotation, molecular function: extracellular matrix structural constituent; protein binding. The record is from RefSeq and is a predicted model, not a curated record. NCBI's taxonomy places the organism in Eukaryota, Metazoa, Chordata, Hyperoartia, Petromyzontiformes, Petromyzontidae. Gene Ontology annotation, cellular component: extracellular matrix.